Zerene cesonia (dogface butterfly) is the source of this 3239-nucleotide messenger RNA. RefSeq lists its product as uncharacterized. The record is from RefSeq and is a predicted model, not a curated record. Gene Ontology annotation, biological process: protein ubiquitination. Gene Ontology annotation, cellular component: Cul4-RING E3 ubiquitin ligase complex; SCF ubiquitin ligase complex. Lineage: Eukaryota; Metazoa; Arthropoda; Insecta; Lepidoptera; Pieridae. The coding region runs from base 81 to 3233 and encodes 1050 amino acids. Gene Ontology annotation, molecular function: protein binding. The transcript has 12 exons.
UGCGCUGUCGUCCGAGCGUACGCAAUAAGAAUUAAAAAUAAGCGUGAGGAAGCGACGUAUUCUACCUCGUCUGUUGUAAAAUGUUUGCGAAAAAAUCAAAGCUCGGCGACAACCCGUGGCAGAGCGAAGACGGAUGCACGUGCGUUGUAUUGGAAUGUGUGUUCGAGCGGCUGACACCCCGCGAGCUACUGCGCUGCGGCGGCGUGUGCCGUGCGUGGCGGCGCGCGGCCCGCGCGGGCCCGCUGUGGCGCCGCGCGCUGCUGCCGCGCACCGAGCCGCGCCUCGUGCGCGCGCUCGCCGACACCGCGCGCUGCAACCGCAACACAGGGACAUGGGCGUCAUGGAACUGGGUACGCGAGGGCAUGCUAUCCAUGGCCCGGUGGGAGCCCAGCGAGAGCCUCGUGCCCGCAUCCGGCGUGCCGCUCAUACACAUGGCCCUCGACGCGAGUGACACCCGCCUCGCUGUUUUGGCGGAAGACGGCCACCUUUCGAUUUGGGCUCGCAGUAGCGUGGGGGCGGCGGGGCAGUGGCGCGAGCGCUGGGGCGGCGCGGCGAGCGCGGAGUGGCGCCGGGCGUGCAGCGCGCAGUGGGCUCCGCGCGCGCCGCGCCUGCUCGUCGCCGGAGCGCUGCUGCUGGCCGACCGCUGGGAAGUGCUCGUGCUCGACAUCAAUAACAAUUUUAGCGGAAAAAUAAUAUGCAGAGCCGCCUGUUCCGUGGGUACAUCCUGCUGUUGGAUGGACGAUGACACCUUCUUGACGCUCCGCGUGCAGCUGCUUGGGCUAGGCCAGGCGUGCACCACCGUGUGGCUCAAUGCCGCUGCGCAAGAGACGUUCUCCGAGCACGCUGGAGUUGUAAUGCCUUUACUGCGGAUUUAUAAUGAAGCAGCCGCUAACAUCACACAUAUUCUUAUUGCAGAUGUCCCUUCUAAUUUUGACGAAAAAGAAGUGUCAAUAGAAAAAGAAGAAAACGGAGGAGAAGCAGAAGAACGCGAAAUCAGUAUGCCUCGUGCGGCUUACUUUCGUUGCCUUCGAAAAGGUGACCACAGUCAGUCAGUGAGAAUGCUGAUAGCGGCCGGUGGUUGCCCAGGCGAAACACGCGGGCAGGCGCGGGCGCUGCACGGCUGGAGCGUGCCGCCGCAGCUGCGCGUGCCGCCCAUAUGCGUGCGGGAGGAACUCCGCGAGCGCGUGCGGCUCCGGCGAGAGCGCGCCGACUCGCCGCCGCAGGACCUGCCCGAGGCCGCGGUGCGCGCGCUCUGCACGCCGCCCGCCGCGCUCUGCCCGCUUGCAGGAUCUGUGCUAGGCAUCGUCGCUCACCCCACUGGUGCCUGCGUGUGGGUAAGCAGUACUGCGGGGCUCACGUGCGUGUCGCUGCCCGUGCUGCGGCGCGUGCUGCACCUGCCCGCGCCGCGCGUCGCCGCGCCGCUCUAUCGUGUGCAGCCUGCCGUUAGCGAUGACUACGUUGUGGCGCCGUUGGAUGACGGAAAUGGUGAGUUGCGCAUGUGGACAGCACGUACGGCUCGGCGCGUUGCACGCGGGCUGCAGCACUCUCGCGCCGGCUGCGCGCUCGUGGCGCUACUGCCCGCGCCCGCCGCGCCUCCCGCGCCGCACGAGGUGCUCGUGCUUACAAGCGACGCUGUACAUGUUUGGCGCAGCUGGAUACCAGAAGUGGACAAUAUUCUACCCUGUGAAGAACGAGUCCUAAAUGCAAAACAGUGGAGAUUAAAAUCACAGGAACGGUUGCCUCGCGAUUCUUGUACACCUCGGCCGGUGCAGCCGUGCGAGCCGUGCGAGCCGCGCGCCGCGCCGCCGUGCCGCCGGCCCGCGCGUGCCUGUCCGAGCGCCCUGCGCGUCACGUGCUGUCCGCCGCCGGCUGGCCAGCGCCCGCCCUGCCCGCCGCCGCUCCCCUCCUGUCCUCUUAGCUGUGAUAACGCAACGAAUGCAACAAGGGAUAUGACGAUUUUAAAUGAGAAACCGUGUAAAAGAUCAACUAUGACUAAAUGUGGUUCAGAACUGGAUCAUGUGGCGCGGCGUCUCGCGCUCGCUGAGCGGGCGCGGCGCGAGGAUUACGAGCGAGAAGCGAACGAGCGCAUCCCCACGCCACGCCCCGAGUCUUCUUCCUACUGCCUGGCGGGCGAGCGACAAUGCGCGAGAGCCACAGAUGGACGCGAUUAUAUGUUUUCCAAAUCAAAUAUCGAAUGUGAUAAGCAAGACUGUGGACCGAACCGUAAAUCUCCACCACCACAACCCAUAAAGCUUAUGUCUUCUGAGGGAUGCGAAAUAAAAUCUAAAGGCAGUUUAGAUCCUUGUUCCCAUCGGCCGCGCGUUAUUGUUGAAAUAGAUCGCAGUAAGUCUAAAGAAAAUGUAGGGACCAAUAAAAUUAAAGAAAGCAUUACGUCGAAACUUAUUGAUAGUUUAAGCUUUAAAAAAAAUUCAAAUCCAGCAUGUCCAAAGCAAAAAUGCAAUCAAUCUGAUAGUUGGUGCAAAUCUCCACCAAAGCUAGCACCUACCCCAACUCGUUGUAAGGAGCCUAAUCUUGCAGAGAGAUUACGACAACGAUCAAAAAGCCUCCAUAAUAACCAGCAACGAAAACUCCACUGCAGUGUUUGGACGUCUGCUUGUGUCAUCAAACCAUCUGCCACAACGACCUCAUCGACCAAGGCAAGAACUGAUUCAGGCACUGAAUUAAAAUCAAAUUUUGAUAAACUAAAUCUUGUACUAGAAGAAAAGAAGAUGUUAAAGGAGUCUGGACAAGGGCGAGUAGUAAGAGAACAAUGUGACGAAGGUAAGACGGAUUCCUCCAAUUCAGGUUCAAUCGAAUUGCGUGUGCCAUCUGACACAGAGGCUGUCAAAGUUCGGGUCACUUUAGAUUUCGACCAUACUACCAACUAUUUGCAUGGAUCAAUAUCAACAGCUGAGAUGGCUCCAAAUUGUGUUAAGUCACAGGAAAACAAAAGUGAUACAUGGUUGUCUAUUAAGAAUAUUCAGAAAAAAAUAGCUGAGUGUACAAAGAAAACAGAUUCUCAUGGGUCCAUAAAGAAGAAAGAAUCCUCACCGAAAGCACAGUCUUCUUCGACUAUUGCGAACCCUUGUGUCCGCCCAAAGAUAUCGUCCGAUCGACAGCCGUGCUCUAGGAAGCCACCUCACCACGCUGGCUCUUCGCCCUGCACGCCUCGUAACGAUCGCCCGCGUUUCUCUUCUAACGUUGAGCCGGCCAAGGGGAUGAUUCUUCUGUGAAUUCUA